CCAAACCAUAUAGGUACGUUUUUCUUUUAUCCUCUCUAAUUCCUCUAUUCUAUCUUCAGAAAGAAAGAAAAGACAAAGGUAAACACAACAGUGACAAAAAUCGCCGGAAAGUUCUACGGCUUUCAAAAUCACCGGUUUUUUUUUUGGGAGAUUUAAUGCAUCCCCAAAGAGAGGGUUGAAAGAUUGGUCUAGAUGGCGAGCUGCAUUCAGACAAAUGUUCACCGUCCUUCUCUCUUUAUUCCAAAAGUUUCGCAAUCAAGGUGUCAAAAUGAUGCACCGUUGUGUGUUUUACCAUUGCCCCGUGUUAAUGGUUCUUCUAUGAAGUCUUUGAAAUAUCCUCCAAAUGGUUUGAUGCAACAACAAUUUGCCACUUUAUUGAAGCACCAAAAAAGUGAGCCUGUGGUGAAGUACCGGAAUGGCUCAGCUGUUUGCUUGCUUGGUGGUGAAGAUAAGUCCGAAAAAGACAACCAGGGACUUGCGUGGAAUCCACUUGAAAAAGCUAUGGGAAGUUUCAAGGGACAAUCAAUAGAAGAUAUGCUGCGCCAGCAGAUUGAAAAACGAGAAUUUUAUGAUGGAGGCAGCGAAAAAAAUCCACCAAGUGGUGGUGGUGGGGGUGGGGGUGGGGGUGGAGAUGGUUCUGGAGAAUCUGAGGAUGAAGGUCUUGUUGGAAUCAUUGAUGAAACCAUGCAAGUGAUAUUAGCUACUAUUGGCUUUAUCUUUCUGUAUGUCUACAUUAUCAGUGGCGAGGAGCUGACUCGACUAGGGAAAGAUUAUCUCAAGUUUCUCUUUGGAAAAGGCAAAAGUGUUCGUUUGAAGAGAGCCAUGAACAAGUGGAAAAGAUUCUUCCAGUCGUGGAAUGAGAUGAAGGAAGAAGAUCCAUUUUGGUUGGAAAAGGAGAUUAUCAACACCCGGACAUGGUUUGACAGCCCAGAAAAAUACAAGGAGAUCUUCAGGUCUGUUUGAUCCCCUAAUGGCAACAGUAAUCUAGGCCCUGCUGGUAUCAAUUUUCUGGUCCGUACUUGGCAUUAUUGGUUCUACAUUGGAGCUAGCAAGACGUUCCAGAUUCCAUGACUAAAAGGCCAUUGAUGUAAGCCACAAGGGGCUUGAUGCCAGAUUGUGGGUUAGUAGCUUUCAGUUUUGUAUAAGAUUUGAAAUAUGAGAUCAGGGGAACACUAAAUUACUGGAACUGUUAAUUGAUUUUGAAUGAAGCGAAUGACUUUGCAGUCCUUGAGUUGCA
Molecule: messenger RNA, 1237 nt
Organism: Populus trichocarpa (black cottonwood)
Lineage: Eukaryota; Viridiplantae; Streptophyta; Magnoliopsida; Malpighiales; Salicaceae
Exons: 4
Coding region: 193-963 (256 amino acids)
Cellular component (GO): chloroplast
Source: RefSeq, a predicted model, not a curated record